UGAGUUGAGCAAGAGAAAGAAAAUGUCAGAUCAUGCCCGAGCCAGGUUGAUGAAACAUAACAGCAGAAGCAGCACCCCUCCUCUGCACUUACUGUGCCAACUUACCGCAAGAAAUAAAGGAACCAACUCACUUCAGAGAAGGUGUCCCGCACUUUGCAACGUCUGAAAGCCUCUCCCGGAGGCACUGCUGGAAGGGUUGAGCCACACAUUGAAAGAGCCAUGGAGGAGCAGAGGAGGCCCAGGAAGCUGGGCUCAAGCCGACGAAAGCAGCUGCGAGACGUGUUUGGUGGUGCAAAGACAUCCCCGAUCCCGGAGGAGGAGCCGUUCCCACCCGAAAUAAUGAAAAAGGUUCAGGAAUUCUUCCAGGAAUGCGACAAGGACCAGAAAGGUUUCAUCACACGUGCCGACAUGCAGAAACUGAAGAAGGAGGAUUUCCCAUGCAGUGCAGCGGAGCUGGAGCUGGUCUUUGAUGGUCUCGAUACCGACAGGAAUGGAUAUUUAACUACGGAGGAAUUCACCACAGGGCUCAAGCAGUUCCUGAGCUUGCAGACCGCGACAAGGCAGCACAGGAGGAGGAAGACAGCUUCCAGGAGGGUGUACAUGUCCCGCACAGACUACUCCCUGGAGGAAGCAGACAGCGAGGAAAGAAAAUGCUUCAGAGCAUUCAUGGACCAACUGGGAGCAGAAAAUAUCUUUGAAGACCAGUCAGAGAUUUGGAGGCUGUGGGUGAAGCUCCGUCAAGACGAGCCUCACCUGUUGGGGAACUUGGAGGAGUUCUUGGCCACGAUGACGCACCGGAUCAAGGAAGCUCGGAGUGAAAAGGUGACGCUGGAGCUGACCUUGAACAAACGGGUCACUGAUCACAACCGGGAGGUGCAGCAGCUGUACGAGGAAAUGGAGCAGCAAAUAAACCGGGAGAAGCAGCGCCUGCAGCAUGAGAGUAAAGCAAGAAGUCACCUGCACACCACGGAGGUGCAGAGAGCACUAGACGUUGUGGAUGGGGAAGUGCAGCGCUUGCUGGUGGUUCAAAGUGAGCUCGAGACCCAGUUCCACAGCCUCAGCACCAAGCAGCACGCUGCCACCAGCGAGAACCAGAGGCUGAAAGAAAACAACCAGGACCUGGAGAACCAGCUGCAGCAAAUCCACAUUCAGCUCCAGGAGACCCAAGGGCAUCUGGGUGCUAUGAGGGGCAGGAUAUCUCAGCCACACGACGAGGAAGGGAGGGACAAACCAUUGGCUGAGGCGACCUGUGAGAUCCCUCCAUCUUCCCAGGAAACUUUGAACAAGGAUAAAAUAUUCUGCUCUGAAACGUAUAUUAGACUUGGAUCCCAGCAGAGCGAUGAUAUACCAGACAGCUCCCGUCAGCCGGUGCCAUAUAGUAUUUCAUUUUCUCCUGAAGCUGAUUCGGGACAGAGGACAAGAGUGAUCUCCACAGAAGAAGACCCCUUCACAGAAUUUAUGAAAAAGGGAGAGGCAUACUUCCAGCAGGAAUUUUCAGGCCAAAGCUCUUUGCUCAGUGAACUGAAUGAUGCAAUAGCAGCUCUGAACAAGGUGUCUGAACCACAAGUACCAGGGACAGAUGACCUACUGCUUGAGGAUGCUUCUUUACAGCCAGCCAGACAAGGUGGGGAUUCUGAGCAAAGAAUCAAGCAGGUCAGAGAUUCAGAGCAUCAGGUGCUCUCAAGAAAUGACAAUGAACUGAAGGCCCUGCCUGAGGCACUUUCAGUCCUUCCCACCAAUCAGGCUACAUCCCAAAGAGAGGCUCUUAAACAGGGACCAACUCAAGCAGAACUUCAUGCACAGGAGGUGAAGCAGGCUCGGGCUUCUGAGCCAGCAAUGCAGGAUCAGGCUCAAAAACUCAUGAAGAAAGAGGUUGUUUAUGCAGAGAUGCAGCCCCCUGCUGUUUCAGAGCCGGCAGUGCAAACCACCAUUCACAAGCAGAACCCGCCAGAGGGAGGUGUUCUCCUGCCAGGUGUAUUGCAGCCUGGCAUUACAGAGCAGGCAGAUGAAAUUCAGAAGUGGGCAUCAAUGAAGAGAGAUGUGGUCCUUGCAGAUGAGUGGCCACCUGCUGUUUCUGAGCAGGCACUGCUGAAGGAAAAGCCUCCAGAAAUGAAAGCGCCGGAGGAGAAGACAUUUGAGCAGAGAGAACCACCAAAACAGGAGACACCACCAACUUAUUUCCCUCAUGUGGGAGCCCUGUACAAAGAAGGUGUAGAAAAUGAACAAGGAGAAGCCCUUCUCAAAGCCAGCCAGCUGGGGGAUACACUCCAGGCCAAGACGCAGCCCCAAAGCACUGGGAAACCAGAAGCGACACGGGCAGAAGAAACAAGAGGAGACAUGGGUAUUUUUCAACAAGAGGAGAAGCAAACGAGCAGUGUGAAAGCGAACGAGGAUGCAAUCCCCAAACUGGGAGGCCAAGGGUACCAAGCUAAUGUGACACCAGAGCAGCCAGGCAGAGCUGCUAAAGCCACCACGGAGACCUGCCCUGAUCCAGACCAUCUUUAUAACGUGUUGUUUGUGGGGGACUCAAACGUUGGCAAAACAUCGUUUCUGUACCGGUUACAUGAGAAUUCCUUCAACCCAAGCCUAACUGCUACUGUAGGAAUGGAUUAUCGGGUCAAAAACCUUUUUGUGGACAACAAGUGCUUUGCUCUACGCCUAUGGGACACGGCUGGCCAAGAAAGGUACCAUAGUGUCACCAAGCAGUUUUUCCGAAAAGCUGACGGAGUGGUGUUGAUGUAUGAUAUUACUUCAGAAUACUCCUUCGCAGACGUGCGGUACUGGCUGAAUUGUAUCCAGGAAGGAGCAGGAGAUGGAGUUGUCAUCCUUCUACUUGGUAACAAAACAGACUGUACCACAGAAAGACAGGUAUCUACUGAAGAGGGUGGACGCUUGGCUAAGGAGUGUGAGCUCUUGUUUUAUGAAUGCAGUGCUGCGUCAGGCCACAAAGUCUCUGAAUCUAUGAUUGACUUAGCCAGAUCACUGAAAGCUCACGAAGACAGAUUAAAAACUGAGGUGGUGGAGGUACCAGCAUCACCAAAGAAGAAAAGAGGUUGCUGCAGAUGAUCGAGAAACUCUGUGCUUUGAUCAAAAAAUACAGCCUGAAAGCAUAAAAAUGGCCCUCUUUUAACCUUCA
Molecule: messenger RNA, 3136 nt
Organism: Malaclemys terrapin pileata
Lineage: Eukaryota; Metazoa; Chordata; Testudines; Emydidae
Gene: RAB44
Product: RAB44, member RAS oncogene family
Exons: 16
Coding region: 220-3066 (948 amino acids)
Molecular function (GO): calcium ion binding; GTP binding; GTPase activity
Source: RefSeq, a predicted model, not a curated record